CGCAAAGUGUUACUCAACGUUUUUGUUGCAUUUCAAAGUUUUGAAUUUGAUUAUAAUACUUCGACAAUGACGGACGUAGAAUCGCAAGAACAAAACAACUUGGCCUCAACCGCAGAAGAUGCUUCGCCUGUAAAGGUUAAAGCUGAAACGGCGACGAAGAAGAAAAGCCCGCGAUCAAAAGCGACUCAUCCACCCACAUCUGAAAUGGUUAAUUCCGCGAUUAAAAGCCUCAAAGAACGCGGAGGAUCAUCAGUUCAAGCUAUUAAGAAGUAUAUGGCUGCGAAUUACAAAGUCGACGCAGAAAAAAUGGCCCCAUUCAUCAAGAAAUUCUUGAAAUCCGCCGUUGCUUCAGGGACUAUCAUCCAAACCAAAGGGAAAGGAGCAUCUGGAUCGUUUAAAUUGGCAUCGGUGCCUUCGAAAAAGCCCGAUAAACCAGCUCCGAAACCCAAACGGAAGGCUACCGCAGUAUUAAAGAAAUCAAAAGCUCGCGCUGCCACCGCGAAAGCAGCAUCGCCCGCAAAGCCCAAAAAACCGGCGACAACCACUUCUCCCGCCAAGAAAAAGGCGGCAGCCAAAGCAAGGAAAUCGCCAGAAAAGAAAGAAACCACGAGUACCGUAGCGGCUGCAACCAAAACGGCCGCCGCGACGAAAGCUAAAUCGCCCUCAAAGGCUAAAAAGACCACUAAAAGCCCUACUAAAAAACCGAAAGCGCCGAAACCCAAAACCGCCAAGAAAGUUGUCGCUCAAAAAUCGCCAGCGAAAAAGAAGGCAUCCCCGAAGAAAAAGUGAACGUAAUUAGAUGGAGUAUCAAACAUUUUUGAAAUUUUAUUACGACUAAGGUCAAGCCCCACAAAGGCCCUUUUUAGGGCCACAA
Onthophagus taurus is the source of this 874-nucleotide messenger RNA. Its product is annotated as histone H1-like. Gene Ontology annotation, molecular function: nucleosomal DNA binding; double-stranded DNA binding; structural constituent of chromatin. Gene Ontology annotation, biological process: negative regulation of DNA recombination; chromosome condensation; nucleosome assembly. NCBI's taxonomy places the organism in Eukaryota, Metazoa, Arthropoda, Insecta, Coleoptera, Scarabaeidae. Gene Ontology annotation, cellular component: nucleosome; nucleus. The record is from RefSeq and is a predicted model, not a curated record.